Messenger RNA from Melanaphis sacchari, 1774 nucleotides. RefSeq lists its product as uncharacterized. The coding region runs from base 149 to 1654 and encodes 501 amino acids. The transcript has 9 exons. Gene Ontology annotation, molecular function: acyltransferase activity, transferring groups other than amino-acyl groups. NCBI's taxonomy places the organism in Eukaryota, Metazoa, Arthropoda, Insecta, Hemiptera, Aphididae. The record is from RefSeq and is a predicted model, not a curated record.
GUGAUUUCAUUCAAUUAUUAACUUAAUAUUUAUUUUAUAUUUUUUAUUAACGUUUGUUAUAUUGGAUUAUUUAAUGUGAAGUGUCCCGAACUUAUCUUAUGCAGAGAUUAAAUAUUAUUUUCCUAUUGUCACUGUCACCCACAUUAAUAUGGAGUUGACUAUUAAUGCGAGUAGUUUCACUGAUUACUUGCACAUCCAUAAAAAAUCAAAUAGAAACCGUGGUACAAUCAUGAAACGUCUGAGAGCUAAAAGCAAAAAUACAUUUUUAGGAUUCAAUGAAUGGUUUGAAAAAGAACAUGAUUAUUGUUUACCAAUCAAAAAAAGAAGUGAAUAUGAUCAUAAGUGUAAUACUAACGAAUUGGAUGAUGAAGAUUUUGAUGCAAUUAAUAAAUCAUUAAAAUCAGAUUUUAUAUCAUCAGAUAUUUCAAAAACAACAAAUCUAGAGAAAAUAAAUGUAAAUGACGAGUUAACUAGUUGUAGCUUAUAUGCUAUUGAUGUAACAACAGAAUUAUUAAAAGAUGCAUUAUUAGAAAAUCAAAAAAAUCAAAUAAAUUAUACACAAUCAAUAAGUGUCACAAAAGAUAGUAUUACUUCAAGGGAAUGUACGCCACCAAAAUUAUUUUCACCUAUGGAGAUCGACAGUGACAUGAUAAAAUUGUUUCCAACUUUAGAUUAUUCUACAGAACAUAAUUUAAACGAAAAACAAGAACACAACAAAUAUAAAGAAAUUAAAAUUGCUAAAAACACAGAAGAAACUAAAAAUGAGAAGCUAGUUUUGGUUAAUAAAUCGGUUACUGACACUGUUUCUCAGUCUUUACGUACAGAAAAUAUUGAAGGAAGUAAUUGUAAAGUUGAAUUUAAACUACCUAAUAAUUUACAGAAAUUAUCAGCUGGCAAUUCAGCUAAUGUGAUAAACCAUCAACUAGCAUCAGACCAAUAUAUAAAUAUAUUUAAUCGAUAUCAGGGCAAGUCAGGAGAAAAAUUUAUUGAACAGGUUGAAAAUCCAGGUCCUUUAUUAUUAAGAGAUCUUCUUUGUGGUUCAAAACCCAAAACUAUCAUUAGUCCUUACACUCAAAGGCAUUUAAAACCAUAUAUAUUCAGAGAUUUGCAGAUUAAACCACUGUGGUUACAAAUGUUGAAUGAAUUAAAAGAGCAUUUUAGAAAAAAAAAAGGAUUGCCUAAAACUACAGAAAUUCAAUCAAUUGACUAUAGUUAUGUUCGUGCUAGACACAUAAAUUCAGUAAAUGCACUGGCGAGACAAUUUUUCUGGCCUGGAAUUGAUUUAACUGAAAGUCUAUUGUACCCAGACUUCAGUGUCAUUGCAUUAUACAAAAACUUGGUAAUUGGUUUUGGUUUCAUGGUCCCAGAUAUAAGUACAAAUGAAAAUUAUAUAACAUUUUUGUUCACUCGUCCUCAUUGGAAUAACUGUGGUAUUGCUAAAUUUAUGGUAUACCAUUUAAUUCAGACUUGCAUGACUAGAGAUAUAACAUUACAUGUCUCCGUAAAUAAUCCAGCCAUGAUACUAUAUCAAAAGUUUGGAUUCAAAAUUGAAGAAUUUGUUCAAAAUUUUUAUGAAAAUUAUAUUCCUGCAGAUUCAGAAAUGUCUAAGCAUGCUUUUUUUAUACGUCUACGUAGUACUUUAAAAUCAAAUUAAACUAAUUCACAAUGCUAAAAAAAAUUUUUAACUGAUUCUCAGUUAAGUUUUGUUAACUUUCGUGAAAGUAUUUUUUAUACAGUAUGUAAUUGAUAUUUUUAUACUAUACACUAUGAGUAU